UUAGGUUCGAUUCCAUUGCCAAUUCGAAAGAAACAUCAAAGCUCAUACAUGGAAACUGAUUUAGAUACAAUGGAAACUCGUAAUUUAGCCGGUCAUUCUCAAACUAUAGAAACCGACGGAAACGAUAUUCCUUUGUAUGCUAAUGCCGAAGAAAUAAAUUCUCCAACAAAAGAGAAAAACGGAUUAGAAGAUCCUCAUUCAUCUCUUCAAAAUAUACCAAAUCAAGAAUAUAAUCCACAAGAUAUAAGUGAAGCAGAUGAUAGGAUGAAAAUGUUUUAUGGUAUCAUACCUAAAGAUAAACCUAGUGAAAUUAAAACUGUACGAAUUGUGAAAAGAGAAUCGGAACGUAGAAACAGAGGUCGAGAUAAGAAGAAAGUCACUUAUGAUGAUAACUCUUUAGUCUGGGUGGUAGAAGAACCAGAAAUUUUUUUAUAUGAAGAGGAAGAUGAGGUGGAAGAAGAAGUGGAAAGAUUAAAACAGACACUGCUCUUGCCAAAUUUGUAUAGUCGUCCAACAUCACUAUUUUCCUCACAGCAAGAUAUGACAAUGUCAGCACAAGAAAGGCUUUUUGGUAACUAUACAAGUAAUCAAAACUUUCAAGAGAGUAGCAUAAGUGAUGAAAAGUCUGUAUCAAAUGAUGAUCUUAGUCCUUCAAGAAGGAAUAAGAGAAGACAUUAUACUAUUUCUGGUUUUUCUUAUAAUCCACUUUUUAAGAGUGGUUUAAGAUCAUGUGAUGAUGUAGAUAUGGAAAGAUGCUUGAGGACAGCAAAUACUCCUGAUAUUGUUAGAAGUACCAUUAAAAAAUCUGAUGUUUUUGAUGAUAAAAUAAUUGAUAGAGAGCUUGGACUUCCACAAAAAAUAAACAUUCCAGAAAGAUAUAUUGAUGAUGAUCCAGAACAAUUAUCGGCCACAGAGAGACUAAAAAGAAGUUUGAAAGCCGAAACCAUCCGUCGCAUGCUAUCGGAAACAACUACUUAUGAAGAUAUUGGUGAUAAGCAAGGAGAACCAGGAGAGAUGCUAAAGAAAAGAGUAGAUGAAGAAAAGAAGAGGAGAGCUCAUUUAUUAGCAUUAAAUCAUACAUUAGCUAGAGAAGUAAUGGAAAAAAGUAAAAUUGUAGCAGUUUUGGCCACUUUGGAACAAUUGGAUCCCGAGAACAUCAAACUCCGACAGGCGGAAGAAGCAGAAGAAGAUCUAAGUCCAGUACAACCAUUGCCAAUCACUCAGCAAAGAGAAAACUACCUCACUUGAAUUCUUUUCCUCAUAAACGGGGAAGAGUCGUUCGAAACGAGUACAGAUGACGCCAAUUAGAACGACACGGUAGAAUUUUUAAUAAUAAUAAUAAUCAUAUCGGCGGUUCGUAAUCAAUUCUUUUCUAUAUCGACGUUAUUAAGCCAUAAACAUAGUUGUAAGUUUAUAAAAUGUUGAUAAUUUUUAGGUGUAAAUUUAGAGAAGUUUUUGCAAAAAAAAAAAAAAAAAGAGAGAAA
Centruroides sculpturatus (bark scorpion) is the source of this 1484-nucleotide messenger RNA. RefSeq lists its product as uncharacterized. The transcript is spliced from 9 exons. Bases 49 to 1248 code for a protein of 399 amino acids. The record is from RefSeq and is a predicted model, not a curated record. Lineage: Eukaryota; Metazoa; Arthropoda; Arachnida; Scorpiones; Buthidae.